This is a messenger RNA of Zonotrichia leucophrys gambelii, 2028 nucleotides long. RefSeq lists its product as uncharacterized. Lineage: Eukaryota; Metazoa; Chordata; Aves; Passeriformes; Passerellidae. The transcript is spliced from 11 exons. Gene Ontology annotation, biological process: protein ubiquitination. The coding region runs from base 1 to 2028 and encodes 675 amino acids. Gene Ontology annotation, molecular function: ubiquitin protein ligase activity. The record is from RefSeq and is a predicted model, not a curated record. Gene Ontology annotation, cellular component: cytoplasm.
AUGGGAUCAGGAUCGGGAUUCCCGCCCCCGCUGCUGCUGCUCCUGGCGCUCUCGGUGCUCGGUCCCGUAACCGGGGCGCUCCGGGCUCCGCUCCUGGUGCUGGAGGGCCCGGCCGGGCCCGGGAUCCGCCUGCGCUGCCUCGCGGAGCCGCCGGAGCCGAACCUGCGCCUGCUCUGGGGCUCCGGGCCCGGCCGGGACAAUCCCGAAAAUUCCCAAAAUCAUCCCCAGAAUGAUUCCCAAAGUUCCGGGAUCUCGCUGCUGCUGCCCCGGCCGGGCUCCGGUGCCGCCGGUGCCGUUUGCAGAGCGCUGGGGCCGGAGCCGGGAGCGGCCGCCGAGUCCGCCGUGGUGAUCGCGGAGGUUUUCUUCCCCUCCCCGUCCCGGUGGCUCCCGGCCUUCAUCCUGCUCCUCCUCCUCGCGCUGGGGCUGCUCCUGGCGGCCGCACUGCGCCUGCGCCGGGACCGCCGGAUUCUGGCUCAGGAGCGGAAAUCCCAGCAGGAAAUCAGCGAGGAGACCGAGGAGCUGAGGAUGGAGCUGGAGGAGGUGACGGCGAAACUCCAGAGGGAGCAGCUCCAGGCCCAGCUCGAUUUCCGACGGGCCCAGAGCCACGCGGUCUCGCUGACGCUGGACGAGAGCUGCACCCACCCGGCCCUGCUGAUCCGGGGCCGAUCCUGGAUCUGCCCCAAACCCGGAUCCCGAACCCCCGGCCCCAAUCCCGGAUCCCAAAUCCCCGGCCCCGAUCCCGGAUCCCGAACCCCCGGCCCCGAUCCCGGAUCCCAAAUCCCCGGCCCCGAUCCCGGAUCCCGAACCCCCGGCCCCGAUCCCGGAUCCCAAAUCCCCAGCCCCGAUCAUGGAUCCCAAAUCGCCGGCCCCAAUCUCGGAUCCCAAAUCCUCGGCCCCGAUCCCGGAUCCCAAAUCCCCAGCCCCGAUCCCGGAUCCCGGCCCCACCUCGGGGCCCUGGCCGUGGCUCGGGAGGGAUUUUCCCAUGGGAAGCACUACUGGGAAGUGGAGCUGGGAGACGACAGCGAUUGGGAGCUGGGCGUGCUCCCGGAGGAGGUCCGGGAUUCCAUCCGGGAUUCCCUGAGGGAUUUCACUCGGGAUUCCACCCUGGAUUCCAUCCGGGAUUCCCUGAGGGAUCCCCUGCAGGAUCCCACCCCAGAUUCCACCCUGGAUUCCAUCCCGGAUUCCCUGCAGGAUGAUUCCCUGAGGGAUGAUUCCCUGCGAGAUUCCAUUCGGGAUCCCAUCCCAGGUUCCCUGCAGGAUCCCCUGCGGAAUUCCACCCCAAAUCCCAUCCCGGAUCCCAUCCCGAAUUCCACCCCAAAUCCCAUCCUGGAUCCCAUCCUGAAUUCCCUGCGGGUUCCCAUCCCAGAUCCCAUCCCAAAUUCCAUCCUGGACCCCAUCCGGGAUCCCAUCCCAAAUUCCCUGGAUCCCAUCCCGAAUUCCAUCCCCAGUUCCCUGCGGGAUCCCAUCCCAGAUUCCAUCCCGGAUUCCAUCCCUGAUUCCCUGCAAGAUUCCAUUCAGGAUUCCAUCCCAAAUUCCAUCCUGAAUCCCAUCCUGGACCCCACCCCGAAUUCCCACCAGGAUCACCCCAUCUCCUCCAUCCCAAAUCCAACCCUGAAUUCCCACCAGGAUCACCCCCUCCCCUCCGUCCCAAAUCCCACCCUGAAUUCCCACCAGGAUCACCCCAUCCCCUCCAUCCCGGACCCCAUCUUGGAUCCCACCCCAAAUUCCAAUCGGGACCAUCCCAUCCCCUCCAUCCCGGACCCCAUCCCAGGUUCCCCCCGGUGCCCGUCCCUGGUGCGUUCCCGGGGCGAGCUCCGCCUCCAGGGCGCGCUCCUGCGGCCCAGCCCGGGGCGCUGCCGCGUGCUCGGGGUGCUGCUGGACCUCGAGCGGCGCCGCCUCCGCUUCUUCGACGCCGAGGAGCGGCGGCCGCUGGGAUCGGCGCCCCUGGGAACGCCCGGGAAUCUGUUCCCGUUCUUCCGGCCGGGAGCGGGCGGGAGCGGGCUGGGGAUCCGCCCCGUCAGGGCUUGA